Messenger RNA from Vigna unguiculata (cowpea), 1213 nucleotides. Its product is annotated as glucan endo-1,3-beta-glucosidase-like. Gene Ontology annotation, biological process: carbohydrate metabolic process. NCBI's taxonomy places the organism in Eukaryota, Viridiplantae, Streptophyta, Magnoliopsida, Fabales, Fabaceae. The record is from RefSeq and is a predicted model, not a curated record. Gene Ontology annotation, molecular function: hydrolase activity, hydrolyzing O-glycosyl compounds.
UUUGAACCCUAAAUUGCCAUUCCCUCUUCCUAUUCCUUUUUCCCAAACAAAUGGCUCCAUCUCACUCCUCCAUCACUUAUGUACCCCUGCUCUUUAUGCUUUUUCUGAUCACUAAUACAGCCAUAACAGAAGCACAAUCUGGAGUAUGUUAUGGAAGACUUGGCAACAACCUGCCAACCCCCACUGAAGUUGUGGCACUCUACAACCAAUACAACAUUCGCAGGAUGAGAAUCUAUGAUCCAAAUCAACAAGUUCUUCAAGCUUUGAGAGGUUCCACUAUUCAGCUACUGUUAGACAUCCCAAAGGAUAAGCUCCAAAAUCUAGCAGCUAGCCAAGACAAUGCAAACAAAUGGGUGCAAGACAACAUUAAAAACUAUGGCAAUGUCAGAUUCAGAUACAUUGCAGUGGGAAAUGAAGUGAAGCCUGAAGAGUCAUAUGCACAGUUUGUGGUGCCUGCAAUGCAAAACAUUCAAAAAGCCAUUUCUGCAGCAGGCCUUGGAAACCAAAUAAAAGUUUCCACUGCCAUUGAGUUUGGUGCCUUGGCAGAAUCAUACCCUCCAUCAAAAGGCUCUUUCAAGGCUAGUUAUAGAGCAGCAUUCCUUGAUGGUGUCAUCAGAUUUCUAGUGAACAAUAACUCCCCAUUGUUGAUUAAUAUUUACACUUAUUUCAGUUACGUUAACGACCCUAAGGUUGGUCUUGAGUAUGCUCUUUUCACUUCUCCUUCGGUGGUGGUGAACGAUGGUUCACUUGGUUAUCAAAACCUUUUUGGUGCAAUGGUGGAUGCUGCUUAUUCUGCAUUGGAGAAAGUAGGAGGAGGCUCGGUGGACAUAGUUGUGUCUGAGAGUGGAUGGCCCUCUUCUGGUGGGACUGCAACUUCACUUCACAAUGCAAGAACUUACAACACAAACUUGCUUCAGCAUGUCAAAAAUGGAACCCCAAAAAAGCCUGGUAAACCUAUUGAAACAUAUGUGUUUGCCAUGUUUGAUGAAAAUCAGAAGCACCCAGACUUUGAGAAAUUUUGGGGGCUCUUCAACCCAACUACUAAACAACUCAAAUAUUCUAUUAAUUUCAAUUAGUUAAUAGAAGCAAAAUUUAUAGGAAAUAAGGGCUAUGGUUCCAAAUAAAAAUAUUCCACAGUUGUCAUGGAAGAGGUAGAUUUGUGUGUGGAGUUUUUACCUCAAUUGUUAGAAUCCUAUUACCCCAUUUACCGGAA